Molecule: messenger RNA, 3708 nt
Organism: Helianthus annuus (common sunflower)
Lineage: Eukaryota; Viridiplantae; Streptophyta; Magnoliopsida; Asterales; Asteraceae
Product: phosphatidylinositol 4-phosphate 5-kinase 7
Exons: 10
Coding region: 1174-3450 (758 amino acids)
Biological process (GO): phosphatidylinositol metabolic process
Molecular function (GO): 1-phosphatidylinositol-4-phosphate 5-kinase activity; ATP binding
Source: RefSeq, a predicted model, not a curated record
UAGAGAACCAAAAAUCAAUUUGGAUCGUUGUGUAUUUUGCAUUAGGUUUUAUUAAAGCUGUUGCUGAAUCGUUGAUGUAUAAUAACAUAGUAAACUGAUCUUACAGAGUCGGUAGGUAACUAGGUAUUGAUUCUUUGGGGAAAAUAUCUUCGAGAAUAUGAUGUAUUUAAUAAUGUUGGUACUUGGUAGUGAUUAUAAUACUAGGUAUGUCAAGCGUGCUGGCUCAAACUUUUUAGGGGCAUAAAGCUGAUAAUCUGGUGCCUUUUUCGUAAUAAAAUAUAGUUUUUUUGCUUUUCCAAGCUGAUCUUGUCAAAACUUGCAAAAUUAAAUGGAAUUAAACCCUAAACCACCUUCCAACAGAAAAUUAGAGAGAUUGAGAGCUUGAGAUCUGAGAGGAAGAAUCGCAUGCAAAUCAAACGUAGUCAAGCAUAAAAAAAUAGAUGCCCCAAGGUUCUGCUUAUAUUUCUGUACGUUUGAGCUGCCAGAUGAUUAACAUGGGAUGUGAAUUGGUCUAUGUGAAUUUUUGGGCAAUAUUCAAUUGAAGUGUCGUCAUUGGAAUGUUUUGUAUAUGGUACUGAAAGCGUAUUUCUUCUGAAUUCCAAUUUGGAUAAACAUUUUAAAAGAAUCGAUAAGGAUUAGUCUUGCUGUGUCUCAAAUUAUAUAUUCUUUUAAGGGUUCAAAUGUGUACGGCUUAAUAGCUGGAUAGAAUAUAAUACAAUAUCUUUAUGUUAUGUGCUUUGACAGGUCAACAUUAUAUUUUUUGAUGGAACUGCUUUAUUAAUAUCCUGAUUUAAGAAAUUGCAUAUGUUGAUUGGGGGACUUGUAACUUACAAUAAAACUAAUAGUGAGUUUUCAAAUAUUAAUUUUACCAAAAAGAAGAAUCAAGAUUAAGAUAUUAGUAAUCCGUUUCUGUCUUAAUCAUCUGAAAAGUCAAAGGUUAACACAUUGUAUGGCUGUAUAAGAUGGAAGUAGAUGAAUAAAAUACUAAGAUGGUUUCAAAAUACAGGAUAAAGUGUUAUUCUGCAUAUUAACACGAGGAGCUCAUAACAAACUGAUACAUGGUUAGAGAUCUAUCAUGUACCGGCCUCGACUUCAAAAAUAUCAACUCCAUUUGUCUAUACAUUAUUCCGUGUGCUUGAACAAGUCUCCCUGCAAGGAAAAAUAAAGUCAAAGAUGAGUAUCGAGAUCAUUCUAAAUGGUGACAUGUACUUUGGUGAUGUCAAGGGAAUGAUUCCUCAUGGCAAAGGUAAAUACACAUGGUCAGAUGGUACAGUUUACGAGGGUUGUUGGGAAGAAGGAAAAAUGACCGGAGAUGGACGGAUCACAUGGUCAUCCGGAGCAAGUUACGAAGGUGAUUUUUCCGGGGGCUACCUUGAUGGUUUUGGGAAAUUGACAAAGCCAGAUGGGUCUAUAUACGUAGGAUCGUGGAGGUUUAACAAUCAGCAUGGAAUUGGAAGAAAGCAAUAUAGUAAUUCUGAUAUAUAUGACGGUUCUUGGAAAGAGGGAGUGCAUGAAGGUAAUGGUAAAUACGCUUGGUGUAAUGGGAAUAUGUAUAUAGGUAACUGGAAAGGUGGAUCGAUGUGUGGUAGAGGAGUGAUGAAAUGGAUGAAUGGUGAUCUGUUUGAUGGUCAUUGGUUAAAUGGUUAUAGACAAGGAUCUGGCGUGUAUAGGUUUGAAGAUGGUAGUUAUUAUUUUGGAAUGUGGACCAAGGGACUCAAGGAUGGACAAGGCAUGUUCUAUCCUGCAAAAAGUAGGUCCCACUCCCAGUCAUCGAGAAGUUUAGGAAAAAAGAAAGUUCUUAUAUCUCCCAAUUCUUCCUUUAGGUCAGAGAGGUUUAAGGAUAUGAAACGGAGUAUAAGCCGUAGUUUAUCUGAGAAGAUUUCCAUUGGAUUGUUUAACAAUUCAGGCAGAAUAUCAAGCAAAAGAGUAUCACUGGAUGAAGAUGGGGGUAUUGGGGAUCCAGCAUUUGAUAAUACUGACAUAUUAUCUAAUGAAGGAGAAAGUGAAGGAGAUGAUAAUGUUACUGAUGUUUGUGAAAGGGAAUAUAUACAAGGGGUUCUGAUCAAAGAAAUGAGUAAGAGUUAUGCUGGAUCAUCAUAUAAAAGGGAACAGCGCAAGUUUCAAAUGAAGGAAAUGAAAAAGAAGCCAUCUUUAGACAUUUUUGCAGGCCAUAAAAGCUACUAUCUGAUGCUUAAUCUGCAACUUGGUAUCAGGUACACUGUUGGCAAAAUUACGCCAGUCCCUCUACGUGAAGUGAGACAUUCUGAUUUUGGACCACGAGCAAGACUAAGGAUGUAUUUCUCUAGGAAAGGCUCACAAUUGACACCUUCACACUCUUCUGUUGAUUUCUAUUGGAAAGACUAUUGUCCUAUGGUCUUCAGGAAUUUGAGGGAGUUAUUCAAGUUAGAUGCUGCAGAUUAUAUGAUGUCGAUAUGUGGGGAUGAUGGUUUAAGAGAGCUUUCUUCUCCGGGAAAAAGUGGCAGCAUUUUCUAUCUAUCUCAUGAUGACAGAUUUGUGAUCAAAACCUUAAGGACAUCUGAGCUUCAGGUUUUACUGAAGAUGCUUCCUAGCUAUUACAAUCAUGUGCGGGCACAUGACAACACUCUGAUCACUAAAUUCUAUGGUCUCCAUGAGAUAACAUUGAGAGGUGGCAAGAAGGUAGAGUUUGUGGUCAUGGGAAAUAUGUUUUACACAGAACUACGAAUACACCGCCGUUAUGAUUUAAAGGGUUCUCAUCAAGGAAGAAGUACAAACAAAGAUGACAUAACAGAGGGUACCACAUUAAAAGACCUUGAUCUUGCUUAUGAUUUCCACAUGGACAAGUCGCUGCGUGAUGCACUUUUCAAACAACUUUAUCAAGACUGUAUGUUUUUAGAAUCUCAACAUAUUAUAGAUUACAGCCUUCUGUUGGGAUUGCAUUUUAGAGCUCCUGAGCAUUUGAAGGGUCACUUGGUACCACCAGACGCAUUCCACAGGCCUCAUAAAACUCCUGCUGAUGAUAGUUCAACAUGUCAUAUGGACCUUUCGAUUCCUCCAAAGGGACUUCUCCUAGUGACACAUGAACCGAGUUCUGUUGACACUGCACCUGGCCCACACAGUAGAGGAUGUACCAUGAGAGCAUAUUCUGUAGGGGACAAGGAAGUUGAUCUCCUUCUUCCUGGUACUGCAAGGUUACGGGUGCAGUUAGGCGUGAACAUGCCAGCUCAGGCAAACCACAAGGUUUCACAGGAAGUUUCAGGGUCCCAGGAAGCAGAGCUUUUUGAGGUCUAUGAUGUUGUUCUUUAUCUCGGUAUAAUAGACAUACUGCAAGAAUACAACAUGAGGAAAAAAAUUGAGCAUGCUUUUAAAUCCGUUCGGCACGACCCCAUGUCAAUAUCUGUUGCUGAUCCCAAGUUCUACUCUAAACGUUUCUUCAGUUUUCUGGAGAAAAUUUUCCCUGCAGAUAUGUAAACCACACGAAACCCGUAUUUACAAAUUUUCAUAUUGUCACUUGUAUGGUUUAUAUCUAUAUUGUUACAUCUUAUAUGUACAGAAAAUCAUAUUAUGUAUAGUUGUACUGAAUAAAUUGGUAGUCUCUGAAAAAUGUGUUUGGGGGCCUGAGGCUGAAAGCUACAAAUGUCUGAGAAAACAUCAAUGUCUUGUACAAUUCAUUGAAAAUCAUCAACCACUUGUACAACAGUUUUAGAUGUACUCUUUUUUAGCCCCCCA